Messenger RNA from Effrenium voratum, 851 nucleotides. The record is from the annotation of a GenBank genome assembly. NCBI's taxonomy places the organism in Eukaryota, Dinophyceae, Suessiales, Symbiodiniaceae.
GACACCACGCAACCGGGCUCUGCAUCAGCAUUGCCCAGCACUGCACAGCCAGGCACUGGCCCUUCAACCGAUGAGCCCAGUGCCUCGCCAAUGCCGGGCGAAGAACGACCAUGGGCCGGCCUGAUCGAUGGCGGGCCAGCUCAGCACAACACGGCCACCAUCAAGGAGCCUCAGAUGGAAGAGGAAGAGCCUCUGACGCCACCACCAUGCCCGUGGCCUCCCCUGCAAGAGAGUUGCUACCACCAGCCCCGCCCUUCAACAGACGGCUGCUGGACAGCCUGGGAUGGCUCUUGGUGGGCCAACUACUGGGACAGCACAGACCAGGAACCACCGGACGAGUCCACAAGGGUCGACAGCCGUCACUACGCCUACAGCACCGACCCAGCAUGGCACCGCAACACACGCAUCUUCUACCACGGCAUGCAGCGGAGCCCUGCCAAACCUUCGGAGCCGGAGCAGACCCAGCCAGAGCCUGCACCGCACACCACAGCACUCGCCCUGGCCUACUAUAGCGCCAAAGGCGAUGCCGUCGCCAUCCACUGGCACAGCACAGCAGUCGCAUGGCCUGCCACGACGCCGAAGGCGACGCCCAGCCAGCCACUGGACCCAUCCGAGGCAAAGGCAAUCGCACAGCUUGACCUCUGCAUCCACAUGCCUGCCUUAGUCUUGCCUCGCACCGCACGCAUUCGCGGAGAAGGCCGUGAGCUCUACGCCUAUUACAUCGACGAUAGAGGAGACCAAUGUUGUGGUAAGCCAUGCACAGCCUUGCCCGUCUGCCGCUUUAACAGCGUCUGCGGCCGCGCCGUGCAAAGCAUGUGGAGCGACUCCCACAGCUCCCACAAGUGCAGCAG